AGCAGUUAUUUUGAAAAAACUAAAAGCAGAAGCUGCCGCUGUUUUAGGCUCAUAAAAACCUCGAAAUACUUUAAAAAUGACUCGUCUUUGAGGCCGAAAGGCAGGACUAAUGUCCGAAUAACGGCGAGCGGCGCUUAAAGGAGCCUUUAGUUCGUUUGGACUGAGCUGGAAGAGCUGUUAGCAGAGCUGAGCUAACGCGGCUAACCGAGCUGAAAAGAGACCCCCGAGGACCACAGACGCUCCAGAAAGUGCACUGAUUUUCUAAUAUUGCCGGCGUUUUGGUGAAAGCUGCACACAGAAUACGUCCUCUCACGGAGCGAAAGGGGCGUCACGAUGGAAAAGCAGGAGCAGAUGGAGUGGGAUGCUGUUAACCGGCUGCUGCAGCAUCACGGCUUUAAGCCUGUUCGCUUUGCGGAUCCGACGGAGAACAAAAACCUGGCAGACCUGGUUCUGCUGGAGAGAACGUCUGCGGCUGAAAUGCGGAACAUGCUGAAGACGAUGCUGGCGGAUUCGGAGAGGAGGCAGGCCCUGAUCCAGGAGCUCAUUCAGUCCAAUAGCCAGCUGAAAGUGGAGGUGGAGCAGCAGCAGGCACGGGCGGCGAGGCAGUCUCGGCGCGCGGAGGAACUGGAGGACGUGCUGGCCAGCGUAAAGGUCAAAGUUCAGGGCCUGGAGGACUGCUUCAUCAGUAAAGCGGCCCAGCAGCACAGCCACCUCCAACAGCUGCAGCAGGAGAAGCAGGAGGCAGAGAAGCGCUGUCAGGCCCUGCUACAGCAGCUGAGUGAGCAGAAGGUGCUGGUGUCUGAUCUGCAGAGGAAGCUGUCCUAUGCCGUGAAGGAGGAGGAGAGACGCGUAACCCGGCAGAAUCAGGCUUUCCAGCAGAUCCAAAACCGCUCGGCCCGCGCCCACUCCCCCAGCGACCAGCUGAUCCUGGAUGUCAUUGAUGUUUAUGAAUCCCAGUUGCAGCAGUUACGGGCUAAACUGAAGAGUUGCCAGAAGAACAGUUCACGUGAGAACGACUCCUCAGACUCGCUGACCACAGACAAGACCGGCACGGACAUUUCGGCUUUGGCCUCCUCCAAUUACAAAGCGCUGCUUAAGUCGUAUCAGGAGCAACUGAGGAGGACCAAGGCUCAGCGCGAGGAACUGAAGAAUGAAAUCCAGCGGCUCAAACAGGACCUGGAGUCCAGACCCACUGCGAAGGAGCUGAAGUCCUGCAAACAGCAGCUCAGGCGAAUGGACCGGAUUAUCCAGCAGAGCAGCACCAAACCAGCACAGAAAGUGAGACUGGAGGAUUUUGCAGGAACAACUGGCACUGAGAGCCACCAGAGCAUACACUGCCAGAGAUACCUCGAGGAGAUUUGCUCGGAGCUGAAGGUGCAGGACAUGAGUCAUGUUGUCUCUGCUGUUAAAGCUCGCUGCAGAGAGGCAGACUCUGCUAUCACACUGGAGAAGGUAAUUAAUGACAUCACAGCAGUCCUGACCAGUCCGAGGGCUCCGCUGGGGUUGCUGAAGCAGCCUGCUGAUGGACACGGCUUCAGAGAAAACAGCCAGCAGGGACAGCUGGAGCUGAUCGUCCCCACGCUGGAAUUCUGGAGCCAGCAGCUCAGCUCUCUGCCGGAUCUUCACCGCUCUUUGGGCAGACUGGUGAAGAGGCUGUUGCCGUGGCAGCCAGAGGACCGAGUGGACUCCCAGUCCGACAGUGUGAAGGUUGAAGACGCGAUGCUGUUGGUGGACAUGCUGCUGGAUGAAACUUCUCCUGAUGACAAGAUUCUGCGUAGCCCAACUAAACACACUCUGGAGGCAAUGGUGUCUCAUUUUCAGAAACUUUUUGACGCCCCCCACCUGAACGGUGUUUACCCCCGCAUGAACGAGGUCUACUCCAGGCUGGGAGAGAUGACCAAUGCCAUGAGGAACCUCAGGGAUGUUCUGGACAUGGAUGAUAGAGCGCCCCCUAGUGAGGUGGUCAACACAGUGGCUAGAAUUGUGUCCCCUCCUGGAGCCUUUUCUGGCCAAGACCUGCAAGACCUGCUGGGAACCAGCGACAUCGACAGCAUUAUCGUGAAGCUGAAGGAACAUGAGGAAUUCUUUCCUGCGUUUCACUCCUUGGUGCUGGAGCUGCUGCAGGUUCUGGAUGCGGUGAGCCUGGAUGACAUUUUACCAACAGUGCGGUCACUGAAGUCAGCAUCAGCAUGAUACGGUGAUGCCUUUAAUCAGCUUUCUGUGUUUUUAUGCGGUUUUAUUGGUUUUACCAUCAUGUUUGUAACCGACUGGAAGCUUUUAUGUAAUAAAUGACAUGGUAAUGUGAA
This is a messenger RNA of Pygocentrus nattereri (red-bellied piranha), 2306 nucleotides long. RefSeq names its product centrosomal protein 70 (gene cep70). NCBI's taxonomy places the organism in Eukaryota, Metazoa, Chordata, Actinopteri, Characiformes, Serrasalmidae. The record is from RefSeq and is a predicted model, not a curated record. The coding region runs from base 334 to 2193 and encodes 619 amino acids. Gene Ontology annotation, molecular function: gamma-tubulin binding. The transcript is spliced from 18 exons. Gene Ontology annotation, cellular component: centrosome. Gene Ontology annotation, biological process: cilium assembly; regulation of microtubule cytoskeleton organization.